CGAGCACCGCUGCGCUCAGGGUGAAGCUGCAGCGGCUCGAGUCGACUUUUCAGUCGAGACAGGCAGUGGUCGUGAACACGUGCAAAGCGCGACUUUCUCGUCCGAGGGCUCAUGGACGAUGAUGACGAUGAUGACGACGAUGGUGACGACGAAGAAGAGGACAUCGAUCCGCGAAUACUCGCUCGAAUCAGGAAAGUUCAAGCCCCUGCUCCUGUUUCUGCUGUGACGACGUCGACCGAGAAGGAAGAGGAAGACGAGGAGAUGGAAGCGUACGAAGCAGCCUCGCGGGCUCGCCAAAAGGAAAAGCAGGCCACUCAUGCCAGCGGGCCAGGGAAGGACGACGACGACGACGACUACGGGACAAAGGAGAAGGGCAGCAACCAAGAAGAGGAACGGCCGACGGCGUUGCAGUCCGACCGCUCGCUGCAGGACUCGCUCUCGGGCGAACUGCUGCGCAUGGCGGGCACCCUCAAGGCCAACUCGCUGCGCUUCGCAGAUGCCCUCGAGCGAGACCGCAAGAUUGUCGAGGAGGCCGGCUCCAAGCUCGAAGUGAACCUGACGCUCAUGACGCGCACCCGUGGGAAGCUGGGCGAGUACAGUAAGAAGGCCCGAGGCAUGGGCUGGCUGACGCUGGGAAGCGUCGCCGUCGUUUGCAUCAGCUGGGUCAUCAUGUUCGUCGUCAUCAAGUUGACAUGAGCAAUUUCUAUUCAAAUACGCGGCUGGGUGCUACACAUGGUAC
This is a messenger RNA of Acaromyces ingoldii, 739 nucleotides long. RefSeq lists its product as hypothetical. The record is from RefSeq and is a predicted model, not a curated record. Lineage: Eukaryota; Fungi; Basidiomycota; Exobasidiomycetes; Exobasidiales; Cryptobasidiaceae. The transcript is spliced from 2 exons. Gene Ontology annotation, molecular function: SNAP receptor activity. The coding region runs from base 112 to 696 and encodes 194 amino acids. Gene Ontology annotation, cellular component: endoplasmic reticulum; SNARE complex. Gene Ontology annotation, biological process: retrograde vesicle-mediated transport, Golgi to endoplasmic reticulum.